Messenger RNA from Galeopterus variegatus (Sunda flying lemur), 2568 nucleotides. It is a transcript of the gene TAP1, whose product is annotated as transporter 1, ATP-binding cassette, sub-family B (MDR/TAP). Lineage: Eukaryota; Metazoa; Chordata; Mammalia; Dermoptera; Cynocephalidae. Gene Ontology annotation, molecular function: ATP hydrolysis activity; ABC-type oligopeptide transporter activity; ATP binding. Gene Ontology annotation, biological process: transmembrane transport. The transcript has 10 exons. Gene Ontology annotation, cellular component: membrane. The coding region runs from base 504 to 2147 and encodes 547 amino acids. The record is from RefSeq and is a predicted model, not a curated record.
GGGGAGGACGCAAGGGGACUGGGCAGGAAUCAAGAGUGAUGCUCAGUGAGGUAGAGUAGCGUGGGUUCUGGGAAUGUGGGUCAGGGGAAGGCGACCCAGCUCGGGUCCGGGGACCACUUCGUGCAGAGGAAAGAGCACCGGACUGGGUGGGAGUCAGGAGUCCCCGGCUCCAGUCCCACCCCAGGCCUUGCUUCACCGCGACCCACCACCGUGGGCAAAUCCUUCCCUCUGGGGAAGAGCGUCCUCAUAUCUAACAGGACGGUGUUCUACUCCAUCCUCUCUGUCCUUCUUAACUAAACCCCUGAAAGGUCUGGCGGGGAGACCAUGGGUUGUGAUUUCCAGGGCGGCCUAUUCAGGUGCGGGAUUGUGACCCGUGUCCUCUUUCUGCUGCUGCCUCCCGCGAUCAUGGUGAGAGGAGAGGCGUCGAGGGCAGGCUGAUUGGAGCUGGCCUGCUUCGACUUCAUAUUUGUGGCUGACCAAUCUCCUCUCUCUCUCCAGGGGAGAUGGCCAUUCCAUUUUUCACGGGCCGCCUCACUGACUGGAUUCUCCAAGAUGCGGCUGCCACUGCCUUCACCCGAAAUAUAACUCUCAUGUCCAUCCUCACCAUAGCCAGCGCAGUGUUGGAGUUCAUGGGCGAUGGGAUCUAUAACAGCACCAUGGGCCGAGUGCACAGCCACUUGCAGGGAGAAGUGUUUCGGGCAGUCCUGCGCCAAGAGACAGAGUUUUUCCAACAGAACCAAACAGGUGCCAUCACAUCUCGGGUAACAGAGGACACGUCCGCCCUGAGUGAAACUCUGAGUCGGGAGCUGAGCCUAUUGCUGUGGUACCUGGUGCGAGGGCUGUGCCUCUUGGGGCUCAUGCUCUGGGGGUCAUUGUCCCUCACCAUGGUCACGCUGGCUGCCCUGCCUCUGCUUUUCCUUCUGCCUAAGAAGCUGGGAAAGUGGUUCCAGUCACUGGAAGUACAGUUGCUGGAGUCUCAGGCACAGUCCAGCCAGGUGGCUAUUGAGGCUCUGUCAGCUAUGCCUACAGUCCGGAGCUUUGCCAAUGAGGAGGGUGAGGCCCAGAAGUAUAGGCAAAAGCUUCAGGAAAUGAAGACACUCAACCAGAAGGAGGCCAUGGCCUAUGCAGUCAACCUCUGGACCACCAGUAUCUCAGGGAUGCUGCUGAAGGUGGGAAUCCUGUACAUUGGUGGGCACCUGGUGACAAGGGGGGCUGUGAGCAGUGGGAACCUUGUCACAUUUGUUCUCUACCAGAUCCAGUUCACCACAGCUGUUCAGGUACUGCUGUCCACCUACCCACGUGUACAGAAGGCUGUGGGCUCCUCAGAGAAAAUAUAUGAAUACCUGGAUCGGACCCCUUGCUGCCCACCCAGUGGUCUGUUGACUUCCUUAAACUUGGAGGGUCUUGUCCAGUUCCAAGACAUCUCCUUUGCCUACUCAAACUGUCCAGAUGUCCCAGUGCUGCAGGGGCUGACAUUCACCCUACGUCCUGGUGAGGUGACAGCGCUAGUGGGACCCAAUGGGUCUGGGAAGAGCACAGUGGCUGCCCUGCUACAGAAUCUGUACCAGCCCACCCAGGGGCAGCUGCUGCUGGAUGGGAAGCCUCUUUCCCAAUAUGAGCACCGCUACCUGCACAGCCAGGUGGCUGCAGUGGGACAAGAGCCACAGCUAUUUGGAAGAAGUCUUCGAGAAAAUAUUGCCUAUGGCCUGAUCCAGAAGCCAACUAUGGAGGAAAUCACAGCUGCUGCAGUAGAAUCGGGGGCUCAUAGUUUCAUCGCUGGACUCCCUCAGGGCUAUGACACAGAGGUAGGCGAGGCUGGGAGCCAGCUGUCAGGGGGUCAGCGACAGGCAGUGGCCUUGGCCCGAGCACUGAUCCGUAAACCACGUGUCCUUAUCUUGGAUGAUGCCACCAGUGCCCUGGAUGCAAACAGCCAGUUACGGGUGGAGCAUCUCCUGUAUGAAAGCUCUGAACGGCGCUCUCGCUCUGUGCUUCUCAUCACCCAGCAUCUCAGCUUGGUGGAGCAGGCUGACCACAUCCUCUUUCUGGAAGGAGGCACUAUCUGUGAGGCGGGAACCCACGAGCAGCUCAUGGAGAAUAGGGGACGCUACUGGACCAUGGUGCAGGCUCCUGCAGGUGCUCCAGAAUGAAAGACUUCUUGGACCUGCACACACUAUCUCCCUCCCCUUUCUUCUCUCUGUGGUGGAGAAUUUGGGAGCAAAGGUCCUGCCUGAGCUGCAGAGUAGACAGCUGCUUCUAGGAGUAGUUACAUCCUAAAAUGGAACUCCCUAGGUGAUCCCUAAAAUUUGCCAUGCGUUUUACCUCUUCUCCAGGCUCCACUUGAUAAUGCCGACUUUCUGGAAGAAAAAAAGGAUUUAUAACUCUUUAGUGUAACUGGGUUUAGAGCCAGGGUUGAUGCUUUGGUGUGAAUAGCACUCUGAAAAUGAGGAGAAAUAUUUGGAAAGUACAGAUAGGGAUCAGCUACUUUCAGUAUGACCAAAGACAUGUGCUGCCCCAUAAAUACCCUGUGGAUUCUUGAUAUUUAUAAUAAAAUUGGUGUUUUGUACUGUG